GUCAUCCUGCUGUUUCACAUCUCCUUUUUCAUCAGAGAUCUCGCCCUAUCUUGGCUUGCGCUUUCAGUCUCUCCCCACAGUUAUACAAUAUAAACGAACACAGAUACGGACGCGAACACGUUUACCCCACCUACCGACCUUCAGCUUUCUAAUUCCUGCCAUCUUAUUUAUACUUCUUUGGAAAGCUUCUUUAUUUGAAUUUCCUUUUUAUUGCUUCAUCAGCUUUCUUCUGACUAAUGUGUCUUCUUGCAAAGUCAGAUUCUGCUGCCAAGUCGACGAGAGUUUUAUCAAACCAUUGCAGCUUACUUUUAUAUAUUUAACAUUGUAUUUAUUUAUCCCUUUUUGUGUUUGAUUUCCUCUUUUUUAUCGAUAAAAAGGAAGACUCUGCCCGAGCCAUUCUCCAGUUCCCAUUCCCAUUCUGAAAUUCCAUGCGACGGUCAUCUAGACGAUCCGACCGAGGCAGUUCAGGCCGACGCCGUUAUCCACCUGAUGACGAUUAUACGCGCGAUUUGACCCCCGGACGAGAAAAAUCAGUUCACAGACAACUUUUCAAUCCCAACUCUGAUAAUCCUAUAGCAUUUAAUGCGCAAGCCAAAUCCGUACCCGAAGUGGAGCAACGAACGCCCCAUCGUCAACCUACCUCUAUGCUAUCAUCCGCUUCCAACCGACGCUCUUAUCUGAAUAGACAUAAAGAAGGUUCCAUUAUCAAUAACGAAACCAGCAGCCGUGCUGGCCUGCCUUUGCGCUCCAUUUCGGCAAAGUCCUCCCAGAGACCUUGUGACGAUGAUGAUGAUGAGGAUGACGAGGUCGUAUAUGCUAGAAGAGGCCCCAGUAAAGGCAAGUUAUGGCAUGCCAACGAGAGUUCAUCCAAGCACUCGCCACCUAAAAACGAACAACCACCCACGCAUAAAGUGGUGAAGGAAACUAAGUCGCCAGUCUUGUUACCACCCCAGUUUCUCCACCGAAAAGAAACGUCAUCCCAGUCCUCUGAAGAGCCGUCUACCGUGAAAUCACAUGAAUCCCCCACUGCAAUAUCUUCUCACCCGAUAAUGCCAAAGGCGAAAACGGUUCCUAAGCCAGAGAUAGAUCCGCACAAGAAACUUAUCAAAGCCUUACUUUACGAUCUCCAUAUCAUUGAAACAAAAAUCGCAGAGCUGUCGACCGCCUCCAAGACAUUGGUGUUCUUCAACGAAAGAUCUCUUGGCAACGAGGAUCACCCGGCCAACGUACGAAAUCGCGACGGCGGACAGUUCCUAUCGUAUCGUCGUAGCCCUCCUGAACCGGCAGAAUCUUCAGUGGCGGAACAAGCCAUACUCACACCUAAAGAUAUAGAGCUAGCCGAGAAGUACUUUGAAGAAAAGAUUGACUUGCACAUGAAGCUUGCGUACAAAUAUUUGGAUGUAUUGCAGCUCGAUUACAACUUUGCGGAAAAGAAGAGUCUUGAAAGUUUGUGCUGGAAACGUGCCAUUUACUCCCUGGUGGACUUGUUUCGCCAGUCAUUCAAGACUUGCAUGAGUAUGCGUACUGGCGCGGAGAAUGACCUGGCAAAAGAUGAACAUGCCACAGACGAAGAGAUCGCUUACCCAGUCAUCGAUGAAACCGGGAUGACCAUGGUCAAAUUGGACGCGGAACUAACCGAGAGUACGAUCAAAGACCAAGCCAUUGCCAUGUUGAAAGAGUGCUACGUAUCGUUCCUAGACAAAGCAGAUGAGUUUUACCGCGAUCUUAUGGUCAUGCUACGCAACUUGGAUCAAUCGGCGUUUUCAGGUGAUGGUGAAAGCUAUAUGGAGCAUCACGAACACCAACUGCAAGGAUGGCGACGGACCGUCCGAUCAAAAUGGUACAAGUGUGUCCCUAUUCGCGGCGACCUGGCACGGUAUAAAUGGGCAGUCCAUUCGAGUCUGAAAAAGGCACGCAUGUUGGUCGAUGAUGAUUCCCUUUCGACCAAUGACUCGUUCGCUGAAGCUUGGCAGUGGUACCAUCUCACCUCUUGGCUGAUGCCAGGCACCGGGAAACCUUAUUUUCAUUUAUCGCUUCUUUUGAACGAUCCCAUCCAAAGAAACCCAAGUGUGAAGGACGACCUUCACAAACUAUAUUUCAGUACACGAAGCUUAAUGGUGCGUCGUAAUGGGUUUGUCAACGCUCGUGAAGGAAUGCUCGUCUUAUUCGAGAGCAACCGCCGAUGGUAUCAGUCUUACAUCGAUCUCCAGCACGACAAGAAUCGCCGCAAAAAGUCCAAGCAAAAGACCAAUGCGAUCGCCACCAUGUCAGACAAAUCGAAUAAUGCCCAGGCUAAACAAGUUUCCAGGGACACGGCCGCCGAACUCACCACGGAUGAUAUCAUUGCCGGGACGUUUGUUCGCUUGCACGGGAUGAUGUUUACCAAAAUCGGUCUCGAUCAAUUUGCCCAGGUCAAGAGACGCUUCUUUGACGCUCUUCUUUCAAAUACAAUGACGUCUUGUGAACCAAAUCCAGCCAUCCAUGCACCUACUUGCACUGAUCGUACAACACACGCUCUGAGCGGAAGAAGCAUGUUUUGGUUAGAAACGGCUAUUCUGUGUCUUUCAUCCCUUUAUCGCUAUGAAUUUUCGACCGCGCAACUGUCCAGAGUCACGUCCUUUUAUCGCACCAGAUCGAGUUUAUCGGACGGUUCAGCCGCUGUUCUCUCCGAUUCCGCCACCGAGAAUAUCACUGUGAAUGCUUCUGUGGAAAAUAUGAAAAAUGAACUCAAAGAAAGCGUCGUAUUCAGUCACGGCAUCGAUUUGACAUGUCAGAUUGCUGUUGAACUGAUCCAACGAUACAUUGACUCUACCACACGACCGGCCAUGUCCGCUCCAACCAUGCCACAACUACCAAAAAUCUCCAUGACGCUCUGCGACAAUGAAAAAAUGCUGUUUGGACGCUCGGCUGUGAAUGAAACAAUGGGUGACAGUUCUCUAUGCGUGCGGGAUGACGACGAAAGCGGGAAAGAGGACGAUCAAGAAGAUUGGAUGGUUUACUUGCAAGUAUUACUCCAGUGGAUGGUGAUGAGCGGGGUAUGUGUACGAAGCCUGCCUCGAGAGAAAACCGAAAAAGCAGAGAUGGCGGCUACGCUUGACAGUGUAUGGGAAUAUGUGAUCAGUGAGCCAUGCAAGGAUACUGCAGCCGUUCGUCACCCUCGUGGACAUGAUACUGAGCUUGACAGUACCGGGUCAAUCAUAUCCCCGAGUUUCUGGUCCCUGCUGAUGGAAUUCCUCAACACCAUAUUGCAUGAACUCUCGGAUGACAUGAAAUAUGAAUUGAUCAACUAUCAUUUGCUGGACCAUGACGAGCCUUCCAUUUCACAGGAGCACGAUACCAGUGGUACGAAUGAAAACCAUCUCACUCCUGCAGACCGUUUCGCACAACAAAUCCAAAGAAUACUUGGAAACACACCUCUAUUGCCUGAGGAACAUUAUCUGCUCGGCCUUGGUUGGAUCGACGAUAUUACGGGCAGUUUCACCAAUACACCGACGUCCGAAUCUCAUCAAUCGCUAGCUUCUUAUCCUUUGGCAACACAGCGACGCCUGAAACUGCUUCAUUAUGGAUUUACAUUGGUUCAGCAAAUGAAGGAUGUCGUAUGCUUUGAUCCAGUGGAGGAAACGUUCUUCAUAGCGGAAUAUGCGGCAUCUAUGGGAUUUUUGGAUGAUGAUGGUCCGACGGAACACGAAUUGCUGCACAAAGUCGGUUCGUUGCAAGUGGAUGACGUGGACGAUAUGGACGAAGAGGAAUUCGACCAUCACAGCGAUGACGAUGCGGUUGUGGCUACGUUGGCCGAGAUGGAUGACGCUGUUCUGUUAUCCAAUGAAACCGAUUCUCUGGAUGAAGAAGACGAUGCCGAUACUGAUAUGUUGAGUCAAUUGAAGAAACGACGCGAUCAGUUGCAGCAGAUGAUGGUGUCAGUGACAGAUGAACAACGAUUUGGUUACCGCAAGUUACCUACUCGUGUCAAGGAGCGUGAGGCACGGUUGAAACGGUUGGAAGAGAAAUUGAUACCCGAAUACACGACUCUAGUGUUAGAUACCAAUUGCUUUAUUGGUCACCUGAACCACGUCAAAAAGCUGAUGGCAUCUCAUACAUGGAUUAUUGUGAUCCCGCUUGUUGUUAUCACUGAACUCGAUGGAUUAUGUGGCAACUCCCCUCCUCUUGGUACCACCGCCAUGGAUGCGCUAAAGUUGAUUGAAGAUACCCUUGCGGAUAAGCAACGUUACAAACGCGGUCUUCGAAUCCAGACUUCUCACAAUAACUUUUUGUCUGAUAUCUCCAUUCGCUCCGAGCAAUUUGUAUUUGGUGAAACUGACAAGAAUCUCGAUGACCUUGUCCUUUCGACGUGUCUCUGGUGGAAUCGAUCUGCUCCCGACAAUGGAUCCCCGUCGACAUGUGCUCGCGUGUGUCUCGUCACUGGUGAUCGUAACUUGAGUGUCAAGGCUCGCGCAAGGGACGUGGAAGUCGUUCCCAUGUCAGGCGUCAUGCAGCUAACCAGAAAAUACACAUCUUAAGGGGAAAUAAAAAAAAUGGUUGUUGAAUAUUUG
Molecule: messenger RNA, 4550 nt
Organism: Radiomyces spectabilis
Lineage: Eukaryota; Fungi; Mucoromycota; Mucoromycetes; Mucorales; Radiomycetaceae
Exons: 3
Coding region: 429-4517 (1362 amino acids)
Biological process (GO): nuclear-transcribed mRNA catabolic process, nonsense-mediated decay
Cellular component (GO): telomerase holoenzyme complex
Molecular function (GO): telomerase RNA binding; telomeric repeat DNA binding; protein binding
Source: RefSeq, a predicted model, not a curated record